Molecule: messenger RNA, 2405 nt
Organism: Hemiscyllium ocellatum (epaulette shark)
Lineage: Eukaryota; Metazoa; Chordata; Chondrichthyes; Orectolobiformes; Hemiscylliidae
Product: potassium voltage-gated channel subfamily V member 2-like
Exons: 2
Coding region: 1-1410 (469 amino acids)
Biological process (GO): protein homooligomerization; potassium ion transmembrane transport
Cellular component (GO): membrane; voltage-gated potassium channel complex
Molecular function (GO): delayed rectifier potassium channel activity
Source: RefSeq, a predicted model, not a curated record
AUGGAGGAGUGGGGCUGGAGCGGGAGCAGCACCGACUCCCCGAGCAGCAGCAGCAGCAGCGACGGGGAGUCCGGGCCCCCGGGGGACAGCCCGGAGCCGGGCCCAGGCCCAGGCCCGGAGGCUCCUCUCCGCCUGAAUGUGGGCGGUAUGCGGUUCGUGCUGGGCCGGCAGCAGGCAGCCCUGUUCCCGGGCAGCCGCCUGGGGAAGCUGGCGGUGUGCCGGCGCCUGGAGCACGGCCUGGGGCUCGCCGAUGAUUACUCCGCCGACAGCGACGAGUUCUUCUUCGACCGGGACCCCGCGGUGUUCCGGGAGGUUUGGCAGCUUUACCGGAGCGGGCGGCCGGGCCCGGGCCUGGGGCUGGGGCUGGGGCCGGGCCUCUGCUCCCGCCGGCACCGCUCCGAGCUGCGUUACUGGGGGGUACCGAGAGCCCGGGCCCCGCGCUGCUGCCGCCUCCUGCUGCGGGAGAGGCGCCAGCGGGAGGCCGAGGAGGAGCAGCUCCGCCGGCAGCUGCAGGCCGUGCUGGGCCUGGGCCUGGGCCCGGGCGAGUCCCCGGGCUCGGGUCCCUGGCUGUCCCGCCUCCGGGGCCGCCUCUGGCAGCUCCUGGAGAGGCCGCCGUGCUCGGUGCCGGGCCGCCUGCUCUGGGUGUCGGGCUGCCUGACCGUGCUGCUGUCCAUCACGGUGCUGAUCCUGGGCACGGUCCCGGAGCUGAGCGGGAGGCCGGGGCCUACCCUGUGGCUCCUGGAGGCGGCCUGUAGCUGCGCCCUCAGCGCCCAGCUGCUGCUCCGCCUGCUCUCGGCCCCGGAGCCGCGCCGCUUCCUGCUCCGGCCCCUCAACCUCACCCACCUGCUGGCGCUGCUGCCCUUCUACAGCGAGCUGGCGGCCGGCUCCCCGGGGCCUGGGCAGCACAGCCGCCUGCUCCGGGCCGCCCGCCCGCUCCGGGUGCUCCGGGUACUCACCCUGGCCCGUUACUCCACCGGCCUCCGGGCGUUCGGCUUCACCCUGCGCCGCUGCUCACAGCAGGCCUGCUGCCUCCUGCUCUUCAUGGCCCUGGGCAUCUUCACCUUCUCCGCCCUGGUUCACCAGGCCGAGCACCACCUCCCCGGAACCAACUUCAGCAGCAUCCCCGCGGCCUGGUGGUGGGCGGCGGUUAGCAUUUCAACAGUGGGUUAUGGAGACAUCACUCCUGAGUCGCUGCUGGGUCGAGUCUUUGCGUUUGCCUGUAUUUUCUUUGGGAUCAUACUCAACGGCAUGCCCAUUUCCAUGCUUUUUAACAAGUUCUCAGACUAUUAUGCUAAACUGAAGGCGCUGGAACGGGCUUCAGUGCUGAAAGAAAGGGGAGGAAUUGCUCUGAAAGACCGGGCUCGGAGAAAGCUGGUCCAGUGUUGUGAAAACCCGGCCUCCAGGGACUGAGAGACGCGAAGAUGUGAAAUCCAGUGGGAAAUCAGGAAACAUCGACAUCUUUAUGUUCAGAUUGCACGUGUCAUCUGCUGACCCUCGAGUUUCUUCCUUUAGCAAUCCUGAUCAGUGAGUUUGUGGAUAUCUGUGGUUAUAGUGACCAUAUACAAAAAAACUGGAUCCUGGCCCGGCGCCUCACAUUCACCAGAGAAGUGCAUCCCUUUAUCAGUUAAUGAAGUUAACUCAUUUCAGACAAAGGUACCAAACGCAACAUGCUCGUGAACUCUCCGGCUGAGGGGCUCGGGAUUGCUACUUCUCUGUUGAAAUCAACUUGUUAACAUUCUGAUCUGGUUCUAAAAUAAUUGACAACAAGUAUGAGUUGCCUAUCCACAGGGAAGUCACCAUUUCAUGGAAAGUACUUGCAUUCCCAUUUCGGAUGAUGUAGAAAUAAAAUUGUUGAAUUCGGGUUUUCGGACCCUGAAGCAAUAUCACUGAGCUGCUUCCCAUUGGGAAUAGUAGGUGGGCAGAUUAGAUGGUUAGAGCGUAGAUAUUUCUUAACAAUAAACUCUGAACCUAGUGUUUCUAUGUAUACAACUGGAGACAGUAAUCAGUGUUAACAUGCAAGAAACCACAGCAAGUCGUGGGCAAAGCCCAGACCAUCACGGGGGCCAAUCUUCCAUCCGUGGAUUCCCGCAGAAAGGCUGCCAACAUCAACUCCUGCGUCCUCUUCCGUCAGGCAGGAGCUAGAAGCCUGAACACGUGGACGCUCUAGCCUCAAAUAAUGCCGUCCUUGCUAACGGUGAUCUCACCUACUACACACCCUGUGCAAUAUAACCUAUAUGACUCUAAGUAUUUUUAAUCUGUACAUCCUUGCUUACUAUGACCUACUUGUUACUGCUCGUAAACAAAGGUCUUCACCAUAGUUUGGUAAACGUGACAAUAAAUCAGUUAAAACAAUAAAUAGUUCUACACUGAUAGUAUUAACGUGCAAUAAAUGAAGUUAUACACAA